GUGCGCACGCGCGAAUGGAGUUUAUAAAUGGCGGAUCGUUGUUGACAUCGGGUGAGGAAAGAGAUGCCGAAGGCUGUCCAGAGUUAUAUGAAAGUUUCCCACAGUUCUGAGCAAUCCCCUAUUUGAAUAGGGUAAGGAAGUAAGGUCAGAGUAAAGAGGGGACAAACUCUGACGAGCAAGAUGGCUGCUUCUCAGAAAAAGAAGACUAUGAAACUGCAAACCAGAUUGGCAAUUACGGAGGAUGACACCAAAGUCCUGGGCCGACCCACCUCACUUCGCCGCGACAAGACAGUCACUGACGAAAAGUUUCACACGCUCAAAAUGAAAACGCAAAAAAGUGCUUGGACCCCUAUGGUGAACAAAACAUCUAAUGAGCAGCUGUUCAAGGAAAGACGGGAUCUUGUAUCUCAUUGGGUUUGUCCAGAAAUACUUCAACGACAAAGUUCCCAUGCAGCACCUGGACAUGACGGUGGUCCUACCUCGCUUCCUGUCUCUCUACAUCUUCUCCUUCCUGGAGCCCAAGAGUCUCUGUCGGGCAGCUCAGGUGUCCUGGCACUGGAAGUUUCUCACAGAGCAGGAAGCAGUAUGGAUGCCUAAGUGUGUGCGGCUGGGCUGGUUCCUGCCCUACACGCCGGCUGACAACGAGUACGGCGCCUGGAAGAGACACUACGUGGCCUGUAUCCACACGCUUGACUACCAGAUGACCCGUGGCCGAGCGGGUAGUGUUGACCGUGGAGUGGACAGAAGACACAAGCAUGCAAAGUCUCCACUCAAGACCGGCAGACUCUCUAGGACAGACAGUCUUUCCGUCUUGCUCCUGCUCACUCCAAAAAAACCAUCCAGAUUGGGGGAAGCUUUACGAGUGUCAACCCUCGUGUCGUGAUCAUCUCAUCACGGGUGCCUGGAGCAGAGCUGCUCCUGGAUGCGGUGCUGUUUGGCGUGCUGCCUGUUGUGUAUGAGUACGAGGGGACAACAGCACAGUCCAUAGUGCAACAGGUGGAGGCCGUAUUGGAGGGGCGAAAUGCACAGAGCAUUGGCCUGUUCUGUCACUGCCAUGAGCCCAGUGAGCUGCGACUCUGUCAUGGUGUCACUGUCACGCUGGACUCGCUGACUGAUGAGGAAGACGAGGAGUCUCGAGAGUUCUUUGAUGCCUUGACCAAUCACAUCCUGCCUGUGGAUAUGGGCGGUCAAUUUGACAUCUUCGUGCCUCUGGCCUCCUCGGAGGAAGGCAUGGAGAUGAUGGUCCAGCUCAGUGUGUUGACCAGCAUGCAGUUCUCUGCACCCACUGGACUCAUUGGCUCCUACAACCACGUGAACAGCGAGUGGCUUAUUCCUUAUGAGGACAACCUCCAGCCACCCUCCGUCUACUUCUGCGACAGCAAACUGAGUGUGUGGGCUAAUGUGGCAGAGCAGGCACAAGAAGCGGUGCGGGAAACGCGUGGGUUUAUGGACGGAUAUUUCGACAGACUGCAUCGUAACAUUUCUGCGCAGCUUACAGGUCAGCUAGUCUUUGACGUGCUGGGUCAGACAGACGUGCAGGGCGUGCAGACGGUCACGGACGGCAUCAGGGAUGCUCUGGUGGCUCUUGGGGACUCGGACACAAAACAUCCGCUUAAGUUCCUUGGAAGGUUCCUUCUGGAAAAGUCUGGAGUGUCUACAGAUGGCAUGGCUCUCACAACAAAGCGCAGUCUGAGCCUGAGCCAAGAGCUGGCCCAGUCGGAGGCCGCAGACGAUCUGGCCUCUGACGUGGACCAGAGUCAAGGUCCUCUCAAGUCAGCUCGGGACAACGAGGCAGGAGACGAGGAGGAUGAAGAGGAGGAGAAUGAGGAAAGAGGAGAUAGAGCGGAUGUUCAGGGACAGGAGGAGAACGAAGAGAACUUGAAGGACUCGAUGAGUGAGAAGGAGAGUCGACAGCUUCGGGGCCGCCAAGAUUCCGCCCGGAGAACUAUGGACUUGAGUGCCAAGUUUGGAACAAUCCGCGCUAACAGAACGCAAAGAUUGACCCCAGAGCAGUUUGCUGAACACCCAGAGAAACGAACCCCAGUGGCCUUUGAGAUUGUAUCCAGCGAGACAGAGUACCUGCGUCUUCUGCGCUCGGUCCAGGACGUCUAUGUAAAGCCGCUUAAGUCAGCAUUGGCCUCCAACAGAUCCAUCAUCAGUGCUCAGAACAUACAGAUCAUCUUCAGUGACAUCAUGAACAUCUACAAAGUCAGCAAGGAGCUGGAGGAGGAAUUGCGUAGUCGGUUGUACGAUUGGGAGCCCCAGCAUAGCUGUUUGGGUGACAUUUUCGUCCGGCUGUGUUCCAAGGUCAAGGUCUACACAAACUUCACCAAUAACUACGAGGUGAUCCUCAGGGCUGUGGAGAGAUGUAAGGAGCAAACCCCAGCCUUUCGUGCCUUCUUGCAGCGGCACGAGCGAGUACCAGAGACACGGAUGUUGAUGCUCCAGGAGAUCUUCCUACUGCCCGUUCGUCGAGUGUCCGAGUAUGUGCACUUGUUGACCUGGUUUGAGCGACACACUCCUCGGACACACGCUGACCGCCAGGACCUGGCCCAGGCCAUUAAUACACUCACCGAACUGGACAGAGGCAUGCAGGAGUCUAAGGUCAGGAUGGAGAGAGAGAAACAGCUGGUGGCUCUCACGAAAAGAAUCAUCAACUGUCCGAGCCUUCCAGGAGAUUGCCAUGCUGGGUUUGUACCUGUUCAACGACGCACUGGUCGUCACACGCCGCACUGCCAAACACUUCCCAUUUAGCCGAGCCAUUGAGUUCAACUACAAGUAUGAGACCAGUAUGAGUCUCCUUCGUAUGAAGCUUGUGGAUAUUCCGGAUUCUAAGUACGUGAAGAAUGCCUUCCGAGUGGACACGCCCAAACAGUCAUGGACACUGGCCACGGUCACGGCAGACGACAAGUUCAACUGGGUCAGCAUCUUGGAGAGAACUCUACGGGGAGCGAUAGAUAGAAAGUAAAGAACUCUUCAGGACGCCAUAGACAUGAAGUAGAGUUUUUUAUGUAUGGUAGUUCAUGAUACGCAGUUUUGAUAUGUAUUGUUCUCAUGUGAUAUAAUUAAUCCCUGGUCCAAUUUGGUGAUGUGCCUUGAUAGUCUUUACUGUUCCUCCUUCACUGGCGCAGUUGGUUGGUGUGCAGUGGUAGUGUGAACACUCUCUCCUCACUUCACCUUUCACCAUUUGAUGAUGUGCCUGGGUAGUCGCAACAUUUUGAAUACCAUUGACUCAAUUUGUGUUACAUCGUACGUAGUGGAAUCAGGCGCUUGUCAAAAUGAUUAAAUCAAAUGCACAAUUUUUGUGCCUGUUGGGCAAUUAAACAUUUUUUUUGGUGGGGCUCAGUACCUGUUAUGUCCCUUCAAAAACACAUUUCUGUGUUGAUUUUAUUGAAAAAAGAUGUUGAAAGGCCC
Aplysia californica (California sea hare) is the source of this 3414-nucleotide messenger RNA. RefSeq names its product epithelial cell-transforming sequence 2 oncogene-like. Gene Ontology annotation, molecular function: protein binding; guanyl-nucleotide exchange factor activity. Lineage: Eukaryota; Metazoa; Mollusca; Gastropoda; Aplysiida; Aplysiidae. The record is from RefSeq and is a predicted model, not a curated record.